AAUCAAAGCACAUUGGUGGAUGAGGAGGACAAGUUAUGCUGUCUUCGUUUUUCUCCUCUCCUCUCUUUUCUUCUUUUGUCUGAAGAAACAUGGGAGGGAGGGAAGGAAGGCAUUCACUAUUAUAUCUCCUAUCCUCCAACCCAAGCAAGGAAGCCCAACUGGAGGCCCAGCCCAAGCAAGCAAGCCCAACUGGAGGCCCAGCCCAGCGCAACGGCUACCUUCCCUUGCCCCCACCCCACGAGAUUCAAAUAGGGUACCAUUCCUCCUCCUCCUCCUCCGCCUUGCCCCCACCCCACGAGAUUUCCAUUGGAAUCCAAAUCCAAAUCUCCUCUACCACCUCCGCCUCUAGGGCAAAGCAUUUGGAUCGGAUCGGAUCGCCUCUAGGACCGAGCUGGGGCGGGGAUGGGAUCCAUGGCCGCGCAGCAGCUGGAUGCUAGGGUUACGACGCUCCCCGGCGGCGCCGAGGAGUACAUGCGCGACUCUAUUCAGACCUCCCUCGGACUCCCCGUCUCCGACCACUCCCUCCGCCUCAAGCUCCUCGCUUCCGAGGACCAGCGCCGCCGCCUCCAGGACCACGUCUUCUCCCUCGAGGAGGACCUCCGCGCCGCCCACCGCCGAAUCCAACUCCUCAAGGCCGAGGCCGCCAUGAACGCCGCCGGCCUGCGCCGCUGCGUCGAGGACAAGGAGACCAUGGCCGCCGCCUACAACGACCUCUCCACUAAAUGCGCCAAGGAAUGCGCCCUCUACGAGCGCGACCUCGAGCGCGCCAUGGAGUCCUGCGACGAGCUCGCCAGGGAGAACGAGGAAUUGCGCGCACGCCUCCACCAAAACGCCAACUUGGCAGCAUUGACGGCUCAAGUGCAAGACCUACACAAGGAUAAGGAGGCCCUGAGGAUGAAUCUUGACAAAGCAGAGGAGGAGGUGAAUACGCUGUGUGAGGACAAUAGAAUUCUUGACGAAGAGAACAAAAGGCUGCUGGGUUUGUUGGAGAAAGAGCGACAGCGCCGAUCUGAGAGAAAGCAAUCUGCCAGUACCUCCUCCAAGAAUAAGCGCAAGUCGUCAACUUUGAAGGAUGGCAGUCCAGUUGGUGGUCGGGCUAUCGACUUUAGCGGUGCAGAUUCAUCAAGGCAUCCACUGUCACCCUUGCCCCACAACUCUCCGGACUGCAGGGCGCACAAGAAAUGAAAGUCAGCUGACAUUUCCUUCCUUGUCUGCAACUGCUGAUCUGAUCUGGUCCUACAAACUUGGCUUUCUUUGUGGGUACAAGUGAACCUGAAAUCUUCUUGUUUCUGUAUCUGUUAGUAUCAUUUGGUCAGAAAAUUAUCUUCCUUCCCUAGGUUAAAAUGUGUCCAACCAACGUAUUGUUUGGUGCCCUUGUGGUUGUUCUUCAAGGGUGCUGGUCCGUUCGUCUGAAAUGAAAGCCUCGGGUAGAUGGUUUUUCCAAAGCAUCUUUGAUGAUCUCCUUUGAGGAGAAUCAUCGACCUUGCAGGGAACGAAACAAAAGACGAAGAAAACAAAGGUUGGCCAUCAUUGGUGGGACAGGGUCCAACAUACUCAACUAUUGCUUCAGGGAGCUUCAGGUGUGAUUUACUCAUAUUUCUUCAUGGAUGAAUGAAACAAAACGAGUUUCUGAGAUGCCGUACGAAUCUAGAGCGCUCCCAAAGGUUGUUAAAAUCGUGAUACUGAAUUGAAUCGGAUCGGACACGUUCAGGUAGGAUCGCAUUUUAGGAUUAUCGUAGAAUCUAAGAUCCUAACCGAUUGUACAUCUUCCUAUCUUUUACUCCGGAUACAUUUCGAGAGAGAGGGAGGGGCAUGAUUGUUUAUUUCGUCAUUUGGAACCAAAAUUGAUUAAUCUCGACUAUAUAAAUCAUGAGUUGUUUGUGCAUCAUGUCUUCUCCUAUCAUCCUCUCAUAUAAUAAAACCUCUAAAAUUUUAUUAAUUUAACCAUUUUUGCUAUCCAACCUCGUCCUUUAGCCUCUUCGCCUCGUUAUCGUUACAAAUAUGAGACUCAUCUGACUAAUAAAAACAAAUGAAGAUAUUAGAAGGAAAAAUAGUGGAUAAUCUCAUCAUACUUUUUUACAUCUCAUCUGAAAUCAAUCUACAACAUCAUUUCUGACAUAUUUGUUCCACCACACUUAUA
Messenger RNA from Phragmites australis (common reed), 2140 nucleotides. RefSeq lists its product as uncharacterized. The record is from RefSeq and is a predicted model, not a curated record. NCBI's taxonomy places the organism in Eukaryota, Viridiplantae, Streptophyta, Magnoliopsida, Poales, Poaceae. The transcript is spliced from 6 exons. Bases 403 to 1185 code for a protein of 260 amino acids.